CGUGGAGCUGUCUCUGCUCUCAGGUUGCUGACUCUGGGACCUUUGGAUUACACCCAGGACUAGACAUUGAUUUCAGUUUUGGUUACUUUAUUACUUGUGACCGUUUCCUUCUCUACUCAGAUGAUUUUCACUUUGCUGUAACUCCUACUCCCAACAUCUGCUUCUGUGUCUUUUAUUUCCUCUUCUCUGUCUCAAGACUUUGAGUCUGAUCUGAUUCAUUGUCAUAAAACUCUUUUCCACAGUCCUUCAUACAAGUCUCCUUUAUCUCGGAGCCUGGUCUGAACUCGAUCUUAAUUCUUCUGCUCGCUCUGUACCCAUGCAUGCGUUACAUGUAGGGCACAGUGCCAGUCUGGACAGGAAGACAAUGGAGAGGGUCAUACAGAAACUGGAUGGACUGUCAAGGCUUAGCGGGGUUCCUCAACUGCAGAGAAGUCACCCCUACCUUCCAGACAUUACCCGAGAUAUAAAGGACCAUCUGCGCCAAAUUCUAGACAAGACCUCUGACCUGAGUCAUAACCAGUACCUGCAGGUGACAGUGAAUAGUCUGCUCAGCAAGACCGCGCAAUGUGCUGAAAUAGUCAAAAAGGAAGGGGCCGUGGCCAGGAGGAACCUCACUAAGUUGUCUCUAAUCUUCAGUCAUAUUCUUAGUGAACUCAGAGCCUUGUUCCCUGGGGGACGAUUUCAAGGAAAUUCAUAUCGGAUCACGAAACUUGAAGCAUCAAAAUUCUGGGGAGAAACAUUUGGGAAAAGGUGUCUUGUGAGAUGGGAGGAGUUUAGGGAUAGGCUUCAUUCUAUGCAUCCAAUUGGGGAUGGGCCUCUGGAAUCUGCUCUUCGCAGUACGAUGGAUCUCACAUGUAAUGAUUACAUUUCAGUGUUUGAGUUUGACAUCUUUUCCAGACUAUUUCAGCCAUGGGAGACCUUGCUCCAGAACUGGAUGUUGCUGGCAGUCACCCAUCCUGGUUACAUGGCAUUCCUAACGUAUGAUGAAGUAAAGGAAAUUUUACAGGGUCACAUUCACAAGCCCGGCAGCUAUAUCUUUCGAUUGAGCUGCACACAUCUCGGACAAUGGGCAAUUGGCUAUGUGACAUCUGGAGGCAACAUCCUACAGACCAUUCCACAUAACAAGUCUUUAUAUGAAGCUCUGAAGGAAGGAGAGCGAGAAUGCCUGUAUCUCUAUCCAAAUGGUUUGAGCAGUAACCCCGAUUUAUUGGCACUCGCCAACCCAACCCUAAACACAUUGAUUCAAGUGACUCCGGAACAAUGGGAAUUGUACUCAGAUAUGGAUUCCACAUUUGAACUGUGUAAAAUCUGUGCAGACAAAGAGAAGAAUACUAAAAUACACCCCUGUGGCCACUUACUGUGUGACACGUGCCUAACGGCAUGGCAGAAAUCUGACAACACGUGCCCAUUCUGUCGCACCAAAAUCACAGGCAGAGAAGAGGUUCACAUUGCCGCAGCCUCAGAAGUGGAACUGCCAUCAAGUCUACCAAACACUGCAGAACAGUCAGACAAUGAUCAGAACGCUGCCUCAAAUAUAUGGCAUGGAUUCACUGAAAAUGUUCAUGAAGAGGAGGCAGACUGGAUUAGGAACCGACCAUUACCACCACCACCUCCUAAUGCCCCCAGCGUCUCUGCUCACCACUCAUCCACAAGGGCUUUGCCUAGUACACCUACUCUUGAUUCUCUUCCUUCUACGUCCAGAACAUCAUCAGUUCCCUGGGCUGCCCGAUUCUCCCUGCCAUCUCAAAGAGUACAACUGCGGGCUCUGGAUGUUAUCAAUAGAGGCACAAAUCCAUGCCCACCUCCAAUAACAAGACGUACAUAAGGGAAGAUGGGAUGAUUUAUGGACCAACCAUUUAUUGAUGACAUAUGUCAAGACUAUUGUAAACUUCCUGCCAUGCAAUGAAGAAAACCUCAAUAUCCCUUGUAUGUUUUUGUAAGGUUUAAGUACCCUUCACCACAGCUUGAAUUUUCAUGUGGUUAUACAAUGAAUUGGACAAGUAGAAAUGAUUGCAUCAGACACAGACUGUGGGUCAUAAUGGUAAACACCUACUGUAUAUUAGGUGAGAAGAAGCAUAAAUCAAUCUUGGGGUUCAAUUGAGACCUGCUGGGAUAUCCAAGAAGAUAAUGAGUGUCUGAAGAUCGUGGAGAAUGGAAAGAGACAAUAUUAACUAUAUGUCAUGGUGGGUCCUAUAGAAAAUAUGAAAUGUCUCCAUCUUUUGGUAUUGACUCAUACUACCAUGCGCAUGAACAUUCCUGGACAGAAGGGCUGACUCACUAAGGGUACUUUCACACUAGCGUUAUUCUUUUCCGGAAUUGAGUUUCGUCCUAGGGGCUCAAUACUGGAAAAGAACUGAUCAGUUUUAUCCCCAUGCAUUCUGAAUGGAGAGCA
Bufo gargarizans (Asiatic toad) is the source of this 2392-nucleotide messenger RNA. RefSeq names its product E3 ubiquitin-protein ligase CBL-B-B-like. Gene Ontology annotation, molecular function: phosphotyrosine residue binding; ubiquitin protein ligase activity; calcium ion binding. Gene Ontology annotation, biological process: cell surface receptor signaling pathway; negative regulation of epidermal growth factor-activated receptor activity. Gene Ontology annotation, cellular component: plasma membrane; membrane raft. The transcript is spliced from 10 exons. NCBI's taxonomy places the organism in Eukaryota, Metazoa, Chordata, Amphibia, Anura, Bufonidae. The record is from RefSeq and is a predicted model, not a curated record. The coding region runs from base 317 to 1825 and encodes 502 amino acids.